UAUGGCUGAUGGCCGACCACGGGUGUUUGUCGUGAAGUAGGUAGAUGAUAGGUAUAUUACCUAUAAUGCUGCACACUGCACAUAUUUUGUAGGUUUUAAGUAACAAGAAAAAUGUUGCAAUAACAAACACGGUAUCGUCCAAAUGAAGUAAACUUUGGUGUAAUUUGAGAACAGGUGGAUAUAAUAAUUUAACAACGCUCACAUGAUUCAGAAGUUAAUUUAGUCUCAAAUUUUGUAAAAGUUGGACCAAUUUGUACUUUAUAGGUGUCAUCUUAUACAUGCAGGGUUAAUUGCAGAAGCAGCAAAUAAAACCUUUAGAAUGGAACCAUCAUGUUCACAAUCUAAAUGUGACAUCUAUGAGAAAAGUUCUUUUGAAAAUAAUGUAGAGAAUAAGACUGAUAAUGAUGCCAGUGUUGUAGACAAGUCAAAUAACUGUAAUGAAAGACAACAAAUAGAUGACAUAGAGAGAGAAGAUUUUGAAGAAGAAAAUAGACUAUUAAAGCACUGUUCCAGUAUGAUAGUGGAUGAAGAAAUGGCAGCCACUGCUCAUUAUUCUGGAACCCUGUCUAGUGCAAACUCAAGUCUUGCAUCUAGUUCUGAAACAAUUUCAACACUAUCUAAUCUUAUGGCUAAUGACUUCAGCUUACCUGGGUGUAGUAAAGAUGAUUGCGAGGGUAGUAAUGCAACAAUAAAAAACAUGAUUCAUUCUAGGACAACAUUAUACACUGCAACAAAAGAAACUCAAAAAGAAGACUUUAUGCAAAAGUUAUUGAAUAGUGGAACCCAAGAAAAGAAAGAAUUCCCAAAAGGGAAACUAUAUAAGGGUGAUUUAGAAGGAAAUAGUACUGAGACUACAAUGGAAAUUGAUGCCAUAAGUGGUCCUUCCGGAAGAACUAAUUCGAAUGCCUCAAGUAUUGCAAGUACUAGCCCUGACAGUAAAGAGUUUACAGUGCCUUCUACGUCAAAUGCUGAGAAACUAUUGGGACUGGAUGAUAGUAGUAAAAAUGGGGAACGGAGUACUCAAUCUUCGAGCUAUCAGUACUGCGAUCAAGAUGACGAUUCCGAUGAUGAAAUCAAUGAGGAGUCGUGGUGCACUUGCCUUAGCUCCCAUGAGGAUGAUGAGGAUGAUGAAGAACCAGAGCCUGAUGAUAGAUUAUGGAGGAAACGACGUUUCGAGCCGCCACCGCCGCAAUCAGCUAAGAAGUUCUGUCCUGACGGCAGUAUGAUGCCAUGUUCGGGAGAGUGGAACGUUCACGGGAGCACUGGCCUGCAAGGCAUGAACCAGAACAAUAUGCUUCAAGGACCACCAGAAAUAAAACAGUGGCUCAAUCGAUUCCAGUCAUGGUCGAACAGCGAAAAGAUCCAAGCGAUAGACGCGUUGAUAAGCCGCUGCGCUGCCGGCCACGUGCGUCACAUGAUGAAGGCGAUCGAGCCACUGUUCCAGCGGGACUUCAUAUCGCUCCUGCCCAAGGAACUAGCUCUGACGGUGCUCGGGUACCUGUCGCCGAAGGAUUUGCUCCGGGCCGCGCAGACGUGUCGGUAUUGGAGAUUUCUCGCUGACGACAACCUACUAUGGAAGGAGCAGUGUCGGCGCAUAGGUCUUACUACCCUGAAGAAAAUGCCGCGAUCUCUUCCCCGAUGCGCCAGUCCAUGGAAGGCGGCGUAUAUGCGACAGUCACUGAUACAGGACAAUUGGCUCCACAAACCCGUAAACAAUCCCAUAGUUAUGAGAGGGCAUGACGACCACGUGAUCACCUGCUUGCAGUUCUACGGCAAUCGCAUAUUGAGCGGCAGCGACGAUACUACGCUGAAGGUGUGGUCGGCUAUUACGGGGAAGUGUCUCCGCACGCUGGUGGGUCACUCGGGUGGCGUGUGGUCGUCGCAAAUGGUCGGUGACCUAGUAAUCAGCGGGUCGACGGAUCGCACUCUGCGCGUGUGGAACGCGAAGACUGGUCACUGCCUGAAGGUGCUCGCCGGACACACGUCCACGGUGCGGUGUAUGCACUUGCACCAGAAUAGGGUGGUAUCCGGGUCCCGGGACGCGACACUCCGCGUGUGGUCCAUUCCCGACGGGCGAUGCCUGCGCGUGCUCGUCGGUCACUUGGCGGCGGUACGGUGCGUGCAGUACGACGGCAAGGUCGUGGUCUCCGGCGCCUAUGAUUACUUCGUGAAAGUGUGGAAUCCUGAGACCGGCGAGUGUUUGCACACCCUAGCCGGACAUACUAAUAGGGUGUACAGCUUGCAGUUCGACGGCGUGCACGUGGUGAGCGGUUCUCUGGACACGUCGAUACGCGUGUGGGACGUGGAGUCCGGGCAGCUGAAGCACACGCUCACCGGCCACCAGUCGCUGACGUCCGGCAUGGAGCUGCACUCCAACAUACUGGUCUCCGGUAACGCUGACUCCACCGUGAAGGUCUGGGACAUCACCACGGGCCACUGCCUGCAUACGCUGUCAGGUCCGAACAAGCACCAAUCGGCGGUGACGUGCCUGCAGUCGAGCAACCGGUUCGUGAUCACGUCCUCCGACGACGGCACCGUGAAGCUGUGGGACGUGCGCACGGGUGAAUUCAUCCGGAACCUGGUGGAGCUCAGUUCGGGCGGGUCCGGCGGCGUCGUGUGGCGGAUCCGCGCCUCCGCGACCAAGUUGAUCUGCGCGGUCGGCUCCCGCAACGGCACCGAGGAGACCAAGCUCCUGGUACUCGACUUCGACGUGCCGGGGGCUUGCAGGAAGUGCGAUGAAUAGCAUAGACUUAACCGGCGCCUCAUGCGUCGAUACGCCAACCUGUAUGCGCCGUGGCACUGCUAAUAAUUACUGUAUUCGGAACGCGAUAAACGUGAUUUUGUUGUGUGUAUGAUUUUUUUUUUGUACGGGAGUGGAUUCUGGAUUUAGUUCUUAACUCACCCGAUUGUAAUUUGGGUGUGCAUUGUGUCGUUUUAUGGUUCAUACGGUUUUAUUUUAAUGACGUGGCGCUUAGCUUUAUAGAAUACCGACGUUGAGGUAUUUAUUGGUUAGUCAGAAUACCAAGAAUACUCAAUUCUGUUUUUGUAUUGUAAGUAAUGCCCAUAGUUUAGUAGAUAUCUCCACUCCCGUCUUCCAUUAUAAGAAACGUACUGAACAAAACUGCGCUUAUUGAUUAAAAUACAUCGAUUAAGUGAUUAAUUAGGCCACUAUAUGAAAAUAUCCAUAAAUAAAAUGACGUAAUGUAAAGUUCUAAUAUAGUGAUGUAUAAUCAAUCUGACCACUCAACUAAUUUAUUUUUGUAAUUUUUAAUCAUUGUAUGUAUCUCAUUUUACAUAUGACUUUUGAUAUAUUGUUCUAAGUAAUCACAAGGUCCAUAUCAAAGCUAGAUAUAGUUGGUGAAAGUGCCUCCUUGGCCAUACAGUUAGGUCUUCCUUCCACGGUUAGCGCCCACCGGGGUUCAACGUGCUCUGCACGAUAAUUCACAUUAUCUGAUUACCUGCAUACAUUCAAUACCAAUAUGAUACCAUUACAUAUUAUACUUAGUCCUAAGAAUUCAAUUUCAGUUGGUUUAAAAUGAUGGCUGCCAUCAUGCAUUACCAAAUUUAGGUUCUGAGUGGUAUGCUUCAUUGUUCCAAAGAGUACGAGGAUAUCGGAUUUUAGCUUUAGUUUAGACUAAUGGUGUGCACACUGGUCAGUGUUGCUGAUCGAAAUUUUUUACUUACAUUUGUUUUUCAUUCCAUAUACUAUAGCAUUGUUCAUAUCAUGUGAAGAUUAUACGAUCGGAGAUACGGAUAUUUUGAAAUCCAUGAUUGUGUACAUUAAUUUAAGGUGUUAUUUUAAUUUCUGAAUUUUGAUAGUUUUAUUUUGGCUUAAUUAUUGUACAGCCGGAAAUUUUUCCAGGGAAUAACAUUGUUGUCAUUUAUUUUCAAAUUCAGUUAUUUUAAAUUUUUCUAUGAUUCGUUAUAUAUAUUGGUGUCUUUUUUUGUGCAUUAUAAUUCACCUGGACAUGUCAAUUAGCUUUUUUAAGAAAUAUGCAACCGUUAUACCAGUGAAUAACAUUAGCGAGUCAAAUGUUUAUUCAUGCCCUAGCAAGUUAAUAUAAUAUUGUCUCACUGGCCAUGUGGAUAAAGUUUAGGUUAAUGUAUUAGUUUAUUCGAAUUUUUUAACAUUUAAUGAUUUAGUCUCAUUAGUUUAGUGUUUCCAUUGUGUAUUGUUGUUUUUGACGUUAUGUUUGCGUGCAAUUAAUUAAUUGAGCAAUAAUAAACAUAGUAACGAAGCCGCAUAAUAAUUCAAUUGCAAUACAAAGGUGGGCAUUUACGGUCAAUGCAAUUGGUACGACGAAAAUUGAUUGAGGCGAUAUUGAUAUGAGUGGAAAUACUAUUAAUUAAUAUUAUGGCAGUCUAUCGGGAAUUCAUAUUCUGUAUUAAAUUGUGGGCGUGGCCCGCCCUAUUUGAUGCUAUAGAUUGACCGUAAAUGCCCAUCUUCAUCGAGUCUUAUUUGACACAUUAAUAUUUAGUCUCAUUAGUUUAGUGAUUCCUAUGUGCUAAUACUUAAAUCACCAAUAAUCAUAGUUACGAAACCGCAUAAUAAUUGAAUUGCAGUUAUACUAUAGAUAUUUGGCACAUUAAUAUUUUAAUCAUUCACAACCGAUGUUUCAUUCAGUUUAUUUUUAUUCUUUGAGAUCUCUCCAAUUGCUAAAUAUUAUUAUUGUAGUUUUAUUAUAUAUUUAUUGUAGUUUUAUUGCGUAUAAUUUUGUUUUUCGACAUUAUGUUUUUACAUUAUAAUUUGAAUCAAUAUUAAUACGAAUGAAUGUGUAAUUAAUUUAUUAUAAACACCCAUUGUGAUGUCCCAUUAUGUGUAGUAAUGAAUAUUGUUCAAAGGCCAGCAAGUUAUCUAUAAUAUUCAUGUAGUGUAAGAUUUCAUUAAUGCCUAAUCAAUAUGUUAUAAAUAUUUCAGACUUUUAAUAUGAAUAAUACCGAAUUAAAUUUAAUGUAUUUGGUGUUUAGCGUAAACCGAAUGUAACGAAUAACUGUAGUGUAAGUGGCUAUAUAUCGAGACGUGCACAUAGCAAUAUAGCGGAUAAUUUCUAAUUACUAUGUAUAUAACAAUACGAUAACAUUAACUUAGGGAUUCAGUGAAGUGAUGUGAGCCGGGGCGCGUCAUUUGUUAUGAUGUUUUGGCUGCAAGUCAAGCGGCGCGGCCGAUAGCGUUACUCAUUUCUAUGGCUGAAUAUUUUAAACGAAGACUGAGGUAUAGGUAUAGUGUAAUAAUUAUAGUAUUUAGUAAUGUCGGCUGUUAAAAUGUAUCCAACGAGUAUUUUUGGCGAUCGACACGUUGUAACAGUCGGCCUCGAUCACUCCACGCUACCCACCAUCACUCCUGUCUUUGUUUAAUUGUAACGAUUUCUUUCUUGACUUUCAAAUGAUUUGCAUCGCGAUUGUAGUUCCGUGUGCUUGGAAAAAUGCAUUCAUUACCCUUCUACCAAUGCAUUCUAAUCCUUCUACACUUACCGAUUAUCGUCCCAUAUGCACUAAGUCAAAUGGCUUCCCAUUCGUCUUCGCCGAAAUACUCACCCGACACGUUCAUCCAAUAAACACCGUCUAUUUAUUCCAACACAUGUAAAUCAUGUAUACAACUGUUCCUUUACUGUCCGUGCUAUUAGACUUUGGAAUGACUUACCCCUAGAGAUAAGAGAAGCUCUAUCUCUACCCACAUUCAAAAACCUACUGAAGCAAUUUCAUCUAUCCACUUAGUUGGUAUUUAAUAUAUUUGUUCUUUAUCUAUUUAUUUGAACCUACAUUUAGAGUUAGCUGCAUCGGUGUGAUUUAUGUAUACGUAUUUAUAUUAUUACAUAUGUUUUUAUGUAUGUGUGUAACUAUGUAUAUAUUAAUAUAUAUUUAUGUAUUUUCAUGGUUUUCAUUACAUUUCUAUUACUAUAUUAUUACAUUUAUUUUUUAUAGCACCUGUUGCCCCGUUUUUUACUAAAUAUGUUUAGCGUUUCCUUGUCCAACAGGUUGUCGGGAAGAGAUCGCUACUUUAGCGAUAAGACCGCCUGUUGUGCUUCUAUAGAGUUUAUAGUUUUUUUCUGUAUGACUUGGUGCACAACAAAGUAUUUUGAUUUGAUUUGAUUUGAUUGUCGUUAUUAAGUUACGUUGUAAGUAAUGUUUAGAUGGUAAGACUAUGGCCCAUUGCUGGGAUUCCGGUCGCGUAAUUGGUUUGUGUAUAAUCGAUAUUGAGGCGGUAUAAUCGUGUUCAUUAGUUAUACAGAACGGCGAGCAUCCAAGAUGGAUGUGAUUACGCAAAAUGUAAUCUGAAGUAACAUUAUGUAAUUCGUUUAAUUUUAUUCGUCACGGUGUUUAUUUUAUGUUUGGAUGAUUAUGUAAAUAUAGACGCGCGGCGAUACUUCCUGUUGACACUUUUCCUAAACUGUAUUUCCUUUGCGCUUUUUAUGUAAUAAUUACCUUUGAAUAAAAAUCAGUUGUUUUUCAG
Zerene cesonia (dogface butterfly) is the source of this 6451-nucleotide messenger RNA. It is a transcript of the gene ago, whose product is annotated as F-box/WD repeat-containing protein 7. Gene Ontology annotation, biological process: proteasome-mediated ubiquitin-dependent protein catabolic process; ubiquitin recycling. The record is from RefSeq and is a predicted model, not a curated record. Bases 320 to 2743 code for a protein of 807 amino acids. NCBI's taxonomy places the organism in Eukaryota, Metazoa, Arthropoda, Insecta, Lepidoptera, Pieridae. The transcript has 13 exons. Gene Ontology annotation, molecular function: ubiquitin binding. Gene Ontology annotation, cellular component: nucleus; cytoplasm.